Chlorocebus sabaeus (green monkey) is the source of this 2956-nucleotide messenger RNA. The record is from RefSeq and is a predicted model, not a curated record. Lineage: Eukaryota; Metazoa; Chordata; Mammalia; Primates; Cercopithecidae.
CCUUUUUGAAUCUUCACAAUUUUGUAAGUUAAAUAUUAAUUUAAUAUCAUCUUUAUAGAUGAGGAAACUGAGGCUCACAGAGGUAAAGUAACUUGCCCAAGCCACACGACUUUCCUCCUAGUAAGUAGCAGGACUGUGCUCGAAAUCUACGUUUUCCUUGGUUCAGUGGUCCAAGCUGUAGGUGACCUUGGACAAGUUACUUCACUUCUGAGCCUCAGUUUCUUUAUCUGUAAAAUGGAGACACUAAUACCAACAGUUAUACAGAUUGAAUAAACCUGGUACACAGUAGACUCCCAACUGCUGACUCCUGUCCCACACCUGCUAAAUUUGUUCAUUCUAAGUUGCUUAGGACAAUCAACCAGGCCACAUCUGGCUCAGACUCUGGGGACUUGAACCUGGGACCCAGGCUCUUCCAGCCACCCCUGCUCCUCUGCCCCUACUCCUUCUGUUUCCUUAAUAGUAAUCAUGUCCUGAGUGACUCAGAACACAGGGAUGGGGUGGGUGAAGCAGGCAGGGGAGAGUAGGGUGGCAAGUGAGUAGGGGCAUUGGGGGUGGUUGUGUACAGAGGCACAGUAGACAGACCUGGCUCUUGCUCCUGGGGUCUAUUUUGGAUGGGGCCAGCCUCCAGGCUGCUGGAAGCUGGAGCUGGAGGUGUCAGUGCUGAGUUAACGGAGCGGUCCUUGGGGCCAGAUUUAGCAGUUGAGUUCUGACCCCAGAGGGUGGCUUAGCUGCAGGCCCUGGGCCAAAGCCACUUCUGUGAUUCCUGCCAUGGGGUUCUGGUCUCUGUACAGGGCACCCUGCUCCUUUCUGCUGUCUUCACCACGCCCUCCUCAGCCCAGUGCAGAGCCUUUAACUUGAGAUUCACACAGAUUUGGGAUCAAGGCCUGGCUGUUCCACCUACUAACGGCCUAGACCAUUCUCCCUGAUGCCUUGCCUGUUUUCUACCCAGCUGGGAAGAAGACACUACAGCUUCCUACACUUGUGACACAGACUUUGGGAGCAAUUCUAAAUGACAGAAGAACAGCGAUUGCUCAUCCCUGCAUGUGAUUCGAGAGGGCCAGUCUUUCAGGCCUGGAGGAAACUCAAGCCCCACCAGCCGCUUGGCAUCGGAAUGCUCAGCUGGUCCCCUCCUGGGGCUCAUGUGACCAAGAUCUAGCUAUAAAUAUCAGAGGGGCCUCAGACCAAGACAGAAUUCGGGCACCAGGAGAAGGAAGCCAACAGGAUCCGACCUGGUGUUUCGUGACAAAGGCAAGACUCCCCCGGUCUACUUAGAGCAAAGUCAGUAGAGGAGGCAGCUAGGCGCGGCUCUCACUCCUGCCCACAGAAUGGAUUAUAAGUCAAGCCUGAUCCAGGAUGGGAACCCCAUGGAGAACCUGGAGAAGCAGCUGAUCUGCCCUAUCUGCCUGGAGAUGUUUACCAAGCCAGUGGUCAUCUUGCCGUGCCAGCACAACCUGUGCCGGAAGUGUGCCAAUGACAUCUUCCAGGCUGCAAAUCCCUACUGGACCGGCCGGGGCAGCUCGGUAUCCAUGUCUGGAGGCCGUUUCCGCUGCCCCACCUGCCGCCACGAGGUGAUCAUGGAUCGUCACGGAGUGUACGGCCUGCAGAGGAACCUGCUGGUGGAGAACAUCAUUGACAUCUACAAACAGGAGUGCUCCAGUCGGCCGCUGCAGAAGGGCAGUCACCCCAUGUGCAAGGAGCACGAAGAUGAGAAAAUCAACAUCUACUGUCUCACGUGUGAGGUGCCCACCUGCUCCAUGUGCAAGGUGUUUGGGGUCCACAAGGCCUGCGAGGUGGCCCCAUUGCAGAGUGUCUUCCAGGGACAAAAGAUUGAACUGAAUAACUGUAUCUCCAUGCUGGUGGCGGGGAAUGACCGUGUGCAGACCAUCAUCACUCAGCUGGAGGACUCCUGUCGAGUGACCAAGGAGAACAGUCACCAAGUAAAGGAAGAGCUGAGCCAGAAAUUUGACAUGCUGUAUGCCAUCCUGGAUGAGAAGAAAAGUGAGUUGCUGCAGCGGAUCACACAGGAGCAGGAGGAAAAGCUCAGCUUCAUCGAGGCCCUCAUCCAGCAGUACCAGGAACAGCUGGACAAGUCCACAAAGCUGGUGGAGACGGCCAUCCAGUCCCUGGACGAGCCUGGGGGAGCCACCUUCCUCUUGACUGCCAAGCAACUCAUCAAAAGCAUUGUGGAAGCUUCCAAGGGCUGCCAGCUGGGGAAGACAGAGCAGGGCUUUGAGAACAUGGACUUCUUUACUUUGAAUUUAGAGCACAUAGCAGAUGCCCUGAGAGCCAUAGACUUUGGAACAGAUGAGGAAGAGGAAGAAUUCAUUGAAGAAGAAGAUCAGGAAGAGGAAGACUCCACAGAAGGGAAGGAGGAAGGACAGUAAGGAGCUGGAUGAAUGAGAGACCCCCCAGAUGCAGAGAAACUGGAGAGGGUGGGGAGGGGCCCAGCGAUCUUGGUGACAGGCCCAGGUGGGAGGGGUCGGGGCCCCUGGAGGGGCAAUGGGGAGGUAAUGUCUUCUCUCUGCUCAGAGAGCAGGGACUAGGGUAGGACCCUCACUGCUGCGUCCAGCAGACACUGAACCAGAAUUGAAAAUGUGCUUGAAACAAUCACACAGGACACUUUUCUACACUGGUGCAAAAUGGAAUAUUUUGUACAUUUUUAAAAUGUGAUUUUUGUAUAUACUUGUAUAUGUAUGCCAAUUUGGUGCUUUUUGUAAAGGAACUUUUGUAUAAUAAUGCCUGGUCGUUGGGUGACCUGCGAUUGUCAGAAAGAGGGGAAGGAAGCCAGGGUGAUACAGCUGCCCACUUCCUUUCCUGAGCGGGAGGACGGGGUAGCACUCACAGGGACGAUGUGCUGUAUUUCAGUGCCUAGCCCAGACAUAAGGGGUGGUAACUGAGUUUGUGUUAUAUGUUGUUUUAAUAAAUGCACAAUGCUCUCUUCCUGUUCUUCAAAGGA